Mizuhopecten yessoensis (Yesso scallop) is the source of this 1289-nucleotide messenger RNA. RefSeq names its product electron transfer flavoprotein subunit alpha, mitochondrial-like. Gene Ontology annotation, cellular component: mitochondrion. NCBI's taxonomy places the organism in Eukaryota, Metazoa, Mollusca, Bivalvia, Pectinida, Pectinidae. The transcript is spliced from 10 exons. The record is from RefSeq and is a predicted model, not a curated record. Gene Ontology annotation, molecular function: electron transfer activity; flavin adenine dinucleotide binding. Bases 60 to 1067 code for a protein of 335 amino acids.
AGGGGCACCCAAUUCACACUUGGCACGGAAAAGGUUAUCAAACAGAUCACGCGAAAAUCAUGUUGUCAAGAUGCAGCACUAGAUCGCGUUUUUUGUACCAGGCGAACUCCAUUUUCCAAAGAAAUGGUAGCACACUGGUGAUAGCAGAGCAUGACAACGAGAAACUAACACCAGUCACUUUAAAUGCCAUCACAGCUGCAAAAAAGUUGGGUGAUGUAUCCUGUCUGGUAGCUGGCACUCAGUGUGCUAAGGUAGCUGAGGAAAUCAGCAAGGUUGACGGUGUACAGAAAGUCCUGCUAGCAGACAAUGAGGCAUUCAAAGGAUUUUUGCCAGAGUCGCUCACACCCCUCCUUCUGGCUACACAGAAGCAGUUCAAUUUCUCACACAUAUUAGCUGGAGCCACAGCAUUUGGAAAGAAUUUGAUUCCGCGAGUCGCAGCCAAGCUAGAUGUUUCCCCUAUUUCUGAUAUCAUUGGCAUCAAGAGUGAAGACACCUUUAUCAGGACCAUUUACGCUGGAAAUGCUGUACAGACCGUGAAGUCCAAUGACACUGUAAAGCUUGUGUCAGUCCGAGGAACAGCUUUUGAAGCGGCAGGGACAGAAGGCGGUAGUGCCGCAACAGAGAAUGCUCCAACUGCUGAGAUCAACAACUCAAUAUCCGAAUUUGUUGGUCAGGAAUUGAGUAAAAGUGAUCGUCCAGAAUUGACCAGUGCAGGAAUAGUCAUCUCCGGAGGCCGAGGGAUGAAAAACGGGGAUAACUUCAAGCUUCUGUAUGACCUUGCUGACAACAUGAAAGCGGCAGUGGGAGCGUCUCGUGCUGCUGUAGAUGCUGGGUUUGUCCCUAACGACAUGCAGAUUGGACAGACUGGAAAGAUCGUAGCUCCCGAUCUGUACAUAGCUGUAGGUAUAUCCGGGGCUAUCCAGCACUUGGCGGGUAUGAAGGACAGUAAGGUGAUUGUGGCUAUCAACAAGGAUCCUGAUGCACCUAUAUUCCAGGUGUCCGACUACGGACUUGUCCAGGACCUCUUCAAGGCUAUUCCAGAAAUGACAGAGAUGACAAAGAAAUGAUUUGAAGUGAUAAGUUUGAUUGGAAUCAUUUGUAAAUUGGAUCACAAUACCCUACCACAAAGGAUUACACAAUCUUCAUGGAGAUAUGAAGUUUGGGAACAAAAGAAACUGAUUUGAAAACAUGUUAUGUUGAAAUUAUUCAUGGUUUGAAGUUUUCUAAACUUAAUAAUGAAAUGUUGCUGUAUGUUUGUAAUUUAUACUGAGUAAAUCUGUUAAACAAUC